GCAAUCAGGAGGCUUUUUCUACUGGAGAGACUGAGGCAGGGAUGGAGCAUGGACCAAGGAAACCUCCUACCCUGAUGCUGGAAGCCACAGAUUGCUGUGCGAGAGGAGGAUGCAGAUGGCCUUGGGUGUUUUGCCUUCCCCUCGUGCUGGCUUCCCUCCCUACAAUGGCUACUGGUGAAGAGAUCACACCUGCCCUGCAGGGCUCAUGGGGGGACUUCUGGCUCUUCCGUUUCUUUGUUAAUGCUGCUGGCUACGCGAGUAUUGUGGUACCGGGAUUCCUCCUCAUCCAGUACUUCAAGAGAAGGAAUUACCUGGAGACAGGCCGAGGCAUUUGCUUCCCUGUCAUCAAAUCAUGCGUGUUCGGCUCCGAGGUGAAGUCUGUACACCAGGAGGAUGGCUCCCUGGCACCCCGAGCAGAGCCCACAGAGUCCUCUACAGCCCGACAGGUCUUCAAGCUGCUCUUCUGCGCUGCUGGUCUACAGGCCUCCUACCUCACAUGGGGCGUCCUCCAGGAGCGUGUGAUGACGAGAACGUACGGUGCCACUGAAACGGACCCUGGUGAGAAGUUCAAGGACUCCCAGUUCCUAGUGUUCAUGAACCGUAUCCUGGCAUUCACGGUGGCUGGUCUGUACUGCGCCCUGACCAAGCAGCCACGCCACGGGGCUCCUAUGUACAAAUACUCCUUUGCCUCCCUCUCCAACAUCCUUAGUAGCUGGUGCCAGUAUGAGGCACUCAAAUACAUCAGCUUCCCCACCCAAGUGCUGGCCAAGGCUUCCAAAGUGAUCCCAGUGAUGAUGAUGGGCAAACUGGUAUCACGCAAGAGUUAUGAGUACUGGGAGUACCUGACUGCUGCCCUCAUCUCUGUGGGGGUCAGCAUGUUUCUGCUCUCCAGUGCUCCCAACAGGCACGUGUCCACUGUCACCACUUUCUCAGGCAUAGUCCUCCUGGCCGGCUACAUAAUCUUCGACAGCUUCACGUCCAACUGGCAGGACGCCCUCUUCACCUACAAGAUGUCUCCCGUGCAGAUGAUGUUUGGCGUCAAUGUCUUCUCCUGCCUUUUCACGGUGGGCUCACUGUUGGAGCAGGGUGCCUUGCUGGAAUCAUUACGCUUCAUGGCCCGCCACUCAGAGUUUACGGCCCACGCUGUGCUGCUCUCAGUGUGUUCCGCCUGCGGCCAGCUUUUCAUCUUCUACACCAUCAACCAGUUUGGGGCAGCCGUCUUCACCAUCAUCAUGACACUGCGCCAGGCCUUUGCCAUCCUCCUCUCCUGCCUCAUCUACGGGCACGCUGUCACUGUUGUGGGUGGGCUGGGCGUAGCUGUUGUCUUCAUGGCCCUCUUCCUCCGCGUCUAUGCCCGCAGCCGCAUGAAGAAGCGUAGUAAGAAGAUCCCGCCAGGCGAGACCCCUGUACAAAAGGUCUAAGGAGCUGGGGCCAUGGCAUUUAUGCCAUGCCUGCUGUCCUGCCUCCGCUCGGGGGUACUUGCUUGAUUUCUCAGAACCUGCUGAGGAGCAGGGUGGGCUAUGGAUAGGCUGGACCAGUGACUCGCUUUUCCACCUGCUUUUCCUGGGGAAGGGGCUGGAACAAGCCCAGGGAAUGCUCCAGGCUGCCACAGCUCCAAACCUUUCCAUUUGCCUUAAUGGGUCAAAGACUUGCAGCCAAGGCACCAGCCUAGGGGCUCACAUCCUGGGGGAAAACCAGCAUGGGGCUGCUGGUACUCCUGCCCCACCUCUUGUGGCUUCUCUCCAAAGUCACUGAUGAACAAGGGAGCUCUUUUCUCUGACACUGUCUUGCCUCUGGCUAAUGCUCCUCCAUUUCUGUCACUACUACAGAGCUCAGCAGGAGGAAAGGGCAAGCAAAACACUAGCUUUCUUUUUGAAACACCUCCACGUGAGGUAAGUCCUGAGCCUGUGCCAAGGAGGGGGAGCUCUCAGCUGCCCUCCCAGGAGGUGCUCCAGGUAGGACAGGCACAGCUAAGGGAAGGACUCCCAGCUUGUCCUACCCUAGGCCUGGGAUCUGCUCUGGGAGGGCAUGCUGCAGUGAAAGGCGGUACCUCCCAGUUUGGUUUUAUCAGCUCCUUGCCCCUGCUCUGAGACAGUUUUCUUUGCUCCCCUCAGCCCAGGCUGAUUUUGAGUUGUUCUAGGUUGCUUUUUUUGGUUACAUCUGCUGCUGUCACAGGCCAAAGGCUGCGCUGCCCAGAAGCCCCAGCAUCACCUCAGGUGUCUCAGUGCUGCGGUUUCUGGGCUUUGUAGUUGCCAUUCAGAGAAGCACAAAUAGCCCCUCUUCUUUCUGCCAACUGGAGGCAUUGGCCCUGGCUUUCCUGGGGCCUGGCCAGAGCCCCACUGUGCGUGGAGGGCUGAGAGAGAGGGCAGAGCCUGCUUGCAGUGCCUUGUUCCUGCUCCCCAGGCAGCAGGGGAUGCAGUGAGCAGGCAGCUGCUCCCCAGGCAGCAGGGGAUGGAGCAGUGGAAGCUGCUUUUCCCCAGGAGCCUGGGUUUUACUGGUUAAUCCUUUUCUCCUCAACACAACCUGACUGACAAAGCAGCAGGUUUUGGUACUUUUGAAAGACAACUUUUUUUCUCUUUUUAUUUUAUUAAAUUAAAAAUAUGCUGCA
Molecule: messenger RNA, 2608 nt
Organism: Aquila chrysaetos chrysaetos
Lineage: Eukaryota; Metazoa; Chordata; Aves; Accipitriformes; Accipitridae
Gene: SLC35B2
Product: solute carrier family 35 member B2
Exons: 4
Coding region: 42-1421 (459 amino acids)
Biological process (GO): transmembrane transport
Cellular component (GO): Golgi membrane; endoplasmic reticulum membrane
Molecular function (GO): 3'-phosphoadenosine 5'-phosphosulfate transmembrane transporter activity
Source: RefSeq, a predicted model, not a curated record